AUGUCGACGUACGCUCCGCGCCAUUCCCCUUCCGCCUUCUCCACCCCCGCAUCCACCACCCUCUUUCGCCGUCUCACAUGGGAGGGAACCGUUCCCCUCGAGGUCCGCGUUGAUCCCAAGGAGCUACCAGCCAACAGCGACCGCGGACUCGAAUGCUACUUCAUCCAGGCUCCUCGCGUCAGCUAUCUGCCCCUCCUUGUUCCGGAGAUCAAACGUUUCCUUACAGACGUCGUCUUUGACGAGGCCGCCGCACGCCUGAUCAAAGAGGAGGAUUGGUGGUUUGAGAGCGAGGACGGAAGUCUGCUCAAGUGGCAUUGGCCUAUAGGCCUCAUUUACGACAACCACACGAUCGCGUCCUCCGUCCGCCCGUCCGCCGCGCCUCCACAAGCGGUGCCACUGCGUCUCGUCCUGCAUCUCGCAUCUCCGCCAACAGACAAGCUAUUGCUGUCUCCAAGCGCGGACGCGUGCAAGCAGGCAUUUAUGGGACAAAUGAAAGAGGCAGACUUCUUCCGAUGGGGGAACACGAAGAGAAUGACUGGCCUCAGAAAGGCCGAGCAGGAUGGUUUGUGGGAGGGCAUUAAAGAACACAAUUUUGACGAGUACUGGCGCGUGGCGUCUAAGGUAACCCCUACCACGACCCCCAUGCGGUCGUACUCACCACCUCCACCGCCCUCCUCCGCGUCGCUGCACACCCGACCACCGUCUGCAGAUCCAGGUUCCAAUGGUGGUCCCGAUCGUGACGGCGCAUACAAUGUCCGUAGCGUGCCCGUACGGAUAUACCUUCCAGAAGGACCCGUUCUCCAAGAUCUUGUGCUGCCUAUGCUGGAAGACGGCUCGACCCACACGUUGUCGCACUUCCUCCACACGCAUUUACCCCUUCUCUUCCCAUCGUCAGACCCAUCAGCUCAUCAGAAUAGCCUUGCAUACGCUCUUGUGCAGGGAGUGUUCGCUCCUUCGGAUGCCGAAAUGGCGUGGUUGGGGGCAUGCAUGGCAGGCGCAGACGGAUGGGUAAACGUGUGCGUAGGGCUAUUGCGGGAAAGCCAUCCACGGCCUCGACCUUCAUGA
This is a messenger RNA of Sparassis crispa, 1065 nucleotides long. Its product is annotated as Autophagy protein. The record is from RefSeq and is a predicted model, not a curated record. The transcript has 4 exons. Bases 1 to 1065 code for a protein of 354 amino acids. Gene Ontology annotation, biological process: C-terminal protein lipidation; cellular response to nitrogen starvation; nucleophagy. Gene Ontology annotation, cellular component: cytoplasm; Atg12-Atg5-Atg16 complex; phagophore assembly site membrane. Lineage: Eukaryota; Fungi; Basidiomycota; Agaricomycetes; Polyporales; Sparassidaceae.